Messenger RNA from Colletotrichum godetiae, 563 nucleotides. RefSeq lists its product as uncharacterized. The transcript has a single exon. The record is from RefSeq and is a predicted model, not a curated record. The coding region runs from base 25 to 441 and encodes 138 amino acids. Lineage: Eukaryota; Fungi; Ascomycota; Sordariomycetes; Glomerellales; Glomerellaceae.
UGUCCACUCUCCCAAUGUGUUGUGAUGCUCUCUGUAUUUUAUAUUGCAGCUGUCAAGUCUACUUGUGGAAGCUACAGUAUGCGCCUUGAACCCCUCCCCAUGCUCACCUGGCUGCUGGUCUACACUGCGAGUGUCGUAGUAACCCCGAUGGCUGCUAGCCAGAUCCUCAUGGCCCGCCUAGGCCGACAUGCUUCUGCUCACUCCUACCGCGUGUUGGUUUUCGGGAUAUCAGUGACCACCCUAAGGAUCCAUCUGAUUCCUCGAUGCCCGCACCCAUCCAGCUGGCCGCCCAGAUGUGCGUUGGGCCAGCAAACACACGCAAACCUCCAUACUCAAUGGGAAGCUAUCAUUACUUUGUACAUUAAGAUAUUCAGAGAAUUCUGCUUCUGGGUUACCAGGGUCGUAUUCCUCACUCACUGCUUCAAGCAAACUGUCGCUUGAGGUCUGUCCACUUGCGGUUGAGUGUCUCGUGCUGAGAAUUGAUCUGUCAUAGAGUCAGUCAGACGACACUUGGCGAAUGGGGACGGCGCAUCCUCUUACCUCAGCAUACUGCAUCUUCGUCU